This is a messenger RNA of Lathyrus oleraceus (garden pea), 939 nucleotides long. RefSeq lists its product as uncharacterized. Lineage: Eukaryota; Viridiplantae; Streptophyta; Magnoliopsida; Fabales; Fabaceae. Bases 1 to 939 code for a protein of 312 amino acids. The transcript has a single exon. The record is from RefSeq and is a predicted model, not a curated record.
AUGGAAGAGUAUGCUUAUCUUUUCGGUAUACCGAAUUCUGAUAGGGUUCCUUUUUAUGGUUUGGAAUGGAUUUUGGAGUCUCAUGUUAUUGCUGAAGCUAUUCACCUGAACAAAUAUGACGUAAAUUCUAAUCUCACUGUCAAAGGAGGUAUCAGAGGGUUGACAUCAAAAUUUCUGAUUGAGAGAGCCUCUUCUUUUGCUAUUGUUGAUAGCAUGGUGGCCUUUGAAGUUAUUCUUGCCUUACUCAUCUAUGGUUUGGUCUUGUUUCCCAAUAUUGACAAUUUUGGUGAUGUUAAUGCUAUUAGGAUCUUUUUGGUUGGGAAUCUUGUUCCAACUUUGCUUGAUGACACCUAUUUAUCCAUUCAUCAUAGGACUUCUAAGGUAAAUGAAACUAUUGUGUGUUAUACACCAUUGAUGUACAAGUGGUUUAUUUCACAUUUUCCUCAGUCUCAUAUCUUCAAAGAAAACAAGGGUUGUUUAAGGUGGUGUCAAAGACUUAUGUCUCUCACCAAUGAUGACAUCACUUGGUAUUCUUUUAUUUACGAUAAUGUCAAGAUUAUUUAUAGUUGUGGGAAGUUCUCUAAUGUGCCUCUUCCUGGUACACAAGGAGGAAUCAAAUACAAUUCGGCUUUGGCAAGACGUCAACUUGGGUUCGCUAUGAAGGACAAAACUAAUAACACUUUGUUAGAAGAUUUAUUUUUCCAAGAAGGGAAAGACGCUCAAGGAUUGAACGCUAGGAUGGUCCAUGCUUGGCACAAUAUUCAUAUGAAACAAAAAAGUGAGCUUGGAUUGAAGAAUUGUGUAGCUUUGGAGCCUUACACUAGUUGUGUGAAGAGGAGAGCAAAAGAAUUCAAGAUGCCUUAUGCUUAUGAGAGGCCUAUGUCUUUAGUAGUGGCCAAACCAUCCAUUAUUCAUAUUAAAGGAAUAAAGGAGUUGUAA